This is a messenger RNA of Coregonus clupeaformis (lake whitefish), 2260 nucleotides long. Its product is annotated as sphingosine 1-phosphate receptor 1-like. The coding region runs from base 376 to 1563 and encodes 395 amino acids. Gene Ontology annotation, biological process: G protein-coupled receptor signaling pathway. Gene Ontology annotation, cellular component: membrane. Lineage: Eukaryota; Metazoa; Chordata; Actinopteri; Salmoniformes; Salmonidae. The transcript is spliced from 3 exons. The record is from RefSeq and is a predicted model, not a curated record. Gene Ontology annotation, molecular function: sphingosine-1-phosphate receptor activity.
GUCUCUUCUGAUCGUCAGUCAGAGCGUACUGUAUUCAAUGCAAGACAACUGCGCUAAAUAAGAACACAUUCUCAGGCAAAGCUAAACUUCUAAAAGGUUUCUUGCUUAUCUAAGCCAUCCAGUGGAUUUUCCAGGCAGUGCACAGUUUUGGAUAUUGCUAUCACAUUGAAGAUUCUUAUUACCAUCCAUUCUUAUACUAAAUAUAAAAAAACUGGACUGAUCUAUCUGUCAGAAACGACAUUCAAAGAUAGAUUUCCUAAGGAAUAUACAUUCCCCACUUCCAACAUAUUGAAUUAUGGACUGCCUAAGAACUAUGUGAUGCAGAGUGGAAAGCAUCUUGUCAGCUAAAAAGAAAGCAACAUUCUCAGAAUACCAAUGGAAGCAUCGCAUGUCGCUUACACUGUUGUUGCUGCCCCCACUGUGGUUCCAGGGUACCUGCUCCGGAUGUUCCACGAGUACCAGAGCAAUGCUGUCAUCAGAGAUCACUACAACUACACAGGCAAACUGAAGGAGAACAAGUACAAGGAUGGACUAAAGCCAGAGGCCAUAGCCUUCCUGCUGAUCUGCUUGCUCAUAGUGCUGGAGAAUGCUGUGGUGCUGUUGGCUAUCUGGAAGAAUAAGAAAUUCCACCUGCCAAUGUACUAUCUGUUAGGCAACCUAACACUCUCAGACCUACUAGCAGGCUUCACCUACAUGGUGAACAUUGUGACUUCAGGGGCCAACACGUUAAAGAUGACCCCUGUGCUGUGGUUCCUGAGGGAGGGAGGAGUCUUCAUAACGCUGGCCGCCUCCGUCAUCAGCCUCCUGGCCAUCGCCAUUGAGCGCCACGUCACCAUGGUGAGGAUGAAGCCCUACCGGGGGGCCAAGCGAGGCCGGAUGUUUGCCCUGAUUGGGGCCAGCUGGGUUCUGUCAGUGUUCCUGGGGGUGCUGCCCGUCCUGGGCUGGAACUGUAUGGGCCGUCUGGACCAGUGCUCCACCGUCCUGCCGCUCUUCGCCAAAAGCUACAUCCUCUUCUUCAUCACUGUGUUCACCGCUGUGCUGCUGGCCAUCGUGGUGCUUUAUGUGCGCAUCUUCUGCACUGUCAAGUCCAACACAAAGCACCUGGGCUCUGGCCCGCAGCGCAAAGGCCUGGCCCGCAAGUCCCAGAAGUACAUGGCCCUGCUGAAGACCGUCACCAUUGUGCUGGGCGUCUUCAUCGUCUGCUGGCUGCCUCUCUUCAUCCUCCUCCUGCUGGACUUCUGCUGCCCGGCACGGAGCUGCCAGGUGCUCUUCAAGGCGGACUACUUCCUGGGCAUCGCCAUGUUCAACUCUCUCCUCAACCCCAUCAUCUAUACCCUGACCAGUAAGGACAUGAGGAGGGCCAUCCUGAGGCUGCUGUGUCGACGCUGCCUCCUCACCAAGGAUGGCCAGGUGAAGAAGAUAGGGGUGCCCUUCCUGGAGUGUAGUACCAGUAAGACUGAGGCGCCCUCCCAUAGGCUGGAGGGCUUGGAGACCACAGUCUCCUCUGCCAACUUCACCCCUUCCACUAUUAAAGCCAUCUACCCCAGGAUGUCAAAGACAUGACUUGUCCAUGACGGCCCAAUGUGACUCAAAAAUAAUAAUGGAGUUUGGUCCAAUUACAGUAAGAGCAGAGUUCUGGAUACCCACUUGACUGGACCGCUCUACGGCCCCAUCUUACAGCUGUGAGACUACUACAUGUUACGUAUGGGUUGUAAAUGGAACUAGAAGCAGAGAGGAAGUAAUACUCCUCCUCUCACCUCAAUGGUAGAGAACGUCAGCGGAACCCACCAUUGUCCUAUGUUUGGCCUUCCUCCCCUGGCCUGGCAUUUUCCUCCUGGACAGAUAAGCUGGAGGUUUCCGCUUAAAGACUGGUCGGUCUAUUGUAAGCAAGUCAAACCUCAGUCACAGCGUUAGAGAAAUAAAUACCUUGUUGGUUUUUACUCUUCAGUGCCAAGCAUUUAACGGAUUAAUAUGCUGUUCUCAUACUGUGAAAUUCAUUUUCUUGUAUGCUGAGAUACAGUAUAUCUUUCAUACGUUAAAAAUCUUCCAUAAUCCAAACUGCAGAAAAACCCUCCUGAAGGGUAGAGGUCCCCAGACCAACAUUAGAGGCUUGGUGGCUUAAAGACACACAGAGAAUGUCACAUUGAUGCCUCUUCUGGUUUGCACAUCUUUGGAGGUCUCUAAAACAUGUGGUCCUCUGUAGCUCAGCUGGUAGAGCACGGUGCUUGUAACGCCAAGGUAGUGGGUUCAAUCCACGGGA